Molecule: messenger RNA, 1051 nt
Organism: Vigna umbellata (rice bean)
Lineage: Eukaryota; Viridiplantae; Streptophyta; Magnoliopsida; Fabales; Fabaceae
Source: RefSeq, a predicted model, not a curated record
UAUGGUUCUGUUUUUAUCGUAUGUGUGUGAAAUAUAAAGAAAAGGAGAGAGAGAGAGGUUCAUCCAAAUUCCAAUGUUCACUUCAGUUCUUCCUUUCUCUCUCCCUCACUCUCUCUGCAUUGCUUAACACAGUCAAACUCUCUCCAUUGCCAAACUUCACUGAACUCUCCCACACUGUUCUUAUUUCACUCUCUCUUUCUCGGCCAACAAAAAAAGAAUGGUUGAAACAGCAUAGCAGAAGAGAAGAGAGGCUUCAUCGGCACCAAAAAUGGUGGUGGGGGACCACGCCAUUGCGAACGGGUGGCCACCAAUUCAGGCUCCACUCAACGUCCACAGAGACGAGCAUUGGACCAACUUUGACAGCUCCGUCAACGCCGUCUCCUUCGGCUUCGUCGCCACCGCCAUUCUCAUCUCCAUGUUCCUAGUCAUGGCCAUUUUCGAGAGGUUUCUCCGCCCCACCUCGCCGCCCCUCUCUCCCGCUGCUCGCCCUGCCCCCCGCGACGUCGAAGCCCAGAUCGGCUUCCCCGCCAAGCUCGCUCACCCUUCACCAAAAAUGAGUGUAUAUGCAAGUGGGGUUUCAGUUCUUAUGCCGGGAGAUGAAAUUCCUACAUUUAUUGCCCAUCCUGCUCCAUGUUGUCCAGAACGGAUUUCUUGGCCUUCUCAUCAGCAAAACACAUUACCAUGUUCCUCUUCCAACACCCUCCCUACUUCCAUCAAUUAAGGCUGAGAGAUAUGAACAUAGCAAAGUUCUGCAUACUGCAUCAAGGGCUUGAUUCAUUUUCUGUGAAGAGUAGACUAUUUCUUGGGGUUUGCCUUUCAGCCGUUUUUACCUCUGGAGCUCUCCUUACAGUUUAUGACAUGUAAAAUAGGAUUUAGUUUUAGGCAAACCGGGUUUGGCACUUGGAUAUCAUUUCCAUCAUUGAAGUAAAACAUCAAAUUCUGUUCAUAUUUCUUCCCAAUUCUUGUCCACCCAUCAUGAAGCUUUCAGGGGGGUUUUCCCGUGUAAAUCAAUUAUCUAUAGAUUGAACAUUGUGCCCAUCAACUGGGUAAA